This is a messenger RNA of Vidua macroura (Pin-tailed whydah), 4711 nucleotides long. RefSeq names its product secretogranin III (gene SCG3). Bases 173 to 1585 code for a protein of 470 amino acids. The record is from RefSeq and is a predicted model, not a curated record. Gene Ontology annotation, cellular component: secretory granule membrane. The transcript has 12 exons. Lineage: Eukaryota; Metazoa; Chordata; Aves; Passeriformes; Viduidae. Gene Ontology annotation, biological process: protein localization to secretory granule.
CCGCCGGCGGGGCCGGGCUCGACCAUUUCUGCGGGCGCGGGGACGAGGGGCCGAGCCCCGGGCAGCGGCUUCCCGAGCUUCAGCACCGCGGGCCGGACAGCGCCCGCCGGGCCGGGCGGCUCCCGCGGGCGGCGGUGCGUGGCAGGCCCCGGCGGGGCGGCGCGGCCGCACCAUGUUCCUGGGGCUGGCGGUCGCGCUGCAGGUGCUGGCGCUGCUGGCGAGCCGGGGGCACGGCUUCCCCAGACCCGCGGGCACAGAUAAAGCGAUACACAACAGACAAUUAAGUGUAGAAAGACCUUUGGAAGAACAGAUUGCUGAAGCUGAGGCAGACAAGAAUAGGAAAAUAGCUCCCACAGAAAAUAAGCCAGAGUUCAGGAAUUAUUCCUUUGUUGAUGACCUGAACCUGCUCAAAUCAGUAGCAGAAGGAGAAAGGAAUGAGAAGGAGAGGGAGUCAAUUAGAAGCUCUUUGUAUGAACAGCAAGUGGCCAUUGAUGAUGCAGACUCCACCAAGAACCGCAGGCUUGUGGAUGACUAUGACUCCACUAAAAGCGGGCUGGACUAUAAAUUCCAAGACGAUCCAGAUGGCCUCCAUCAAUUAGAUGGCACUCCUUUAACUGCUGAAGACAUUGUUCAAAAAAUUGCUGCAAGAAUUUAUGAGGAAAAUGACAGAGGAGUGUUUGACAAGAUUGUUUCAAAACUUCUAAAUCUGGGGCUAAUCACAGAGAGUCAGGCCUAUACCCUGGAAGAUGAAGUGGCAGAGGUUUUACAACAGCUAAUUGCAAAUGAUGCAAAGGAUCGUGAGAAGGAGUCUGAAGACUUUGAUUACCCUGCCAGCAGAGCAGAUAGUGAUACAAAAGAAAAGCAACAGGAAAGAAUGACACCAAGCAAAUCUGAUCAGGAUAGUUUCGUUAAUGGAGAAGUUGAUGAUACACUGGAUAACACGUGGUCAUCAUCUAAUGUGUUGGAAAGAAGAAAUGAGCUUCCUUCUGAAGAUAAUUUUGAAGACCUCCAAUAUUUUCCAAAUUUUUAUGCAUUAUUAAAGAGUCUUAACUCAGAAACAGAGACAAAAGAGAAAGAGACCUUGAUAACUAUCAUGAAAACCCUGAUUGAUUUUGUGAAGAUGAUGGUUAAAUAUGGAACAAUCACACCAGAAGAAGGAGUUUCCUAUCUUGAAAACUUAGAUACAAUGAUAGCUGAGCAGACAAAGAAGAAGCUUGAGAACCCUUCCACUAAAACCAGGACAAAACUAACAGCAGACAAGAGCAGUGAAGAAGCAGACAGUACAAAGGAAGAAGCAGCUAAAAUGGAAAAGGAAUAUGAAUUUUCAAAGGAUUCUACAAAAAAUGAAGGACAAAAUGCAGCAGGAAACAGUGAAGAAUCCAGAGGGAAAUCUGAGGCAUAUUUGGAAGCAAUCAGGAAGAACAUAGAAUGGCUGAAAAAACACAAUAAACAAGGUAACAAAGAAGACUAUGAUCUUUCAAAGCUGAGAGAUUUCAUUGAUCAGCAAGCUGAUGCUUAUGUGGACAAGGGCAUCCUGGACAAGGAAGAGGCUGAUGUAAUUAAACGCAUCUAUGGCAGCCUGUAAAACGUUAGUGACUGCCAAACCUGUAGAAAUCUAGUCUAGUUUCCCCCACUCCUGGCUCAAUGACUUAUGAUCUGUUAAUUUGAGGAUAUCAUUAGAAAUGCUCUGUUUACAUUGUACUGACAACUCUAGACAGAAAUUUAGAGCUGUAGUGCUCCAUUCACUUUCUGCAUACUGUAUUUUCCUACAUUCACAAAUCAAUCCUAAACACCAAAUUCUGACACUGAAUUUCUAUUUGAUAAGGUAAAUAUUUCUGUAAUGCUCUCUUUGAUUUAUUGUUCGUGUUUGGUUUACUUUUGUAGCUAAACCAAUCAUUUCUGAUGGAAAUUUCUUUUAAUGCUACAUUUUUUUUUGCUUUCACUCAACAAGCUUUCUAUAGAUGCAACUAUGUAAAGGGCAUUAUUAGAAAAUAGUUCAUAGUUCUUUAAAUAAAGUAUUUGAAAAUAAUUUACCUAUUAAAGUUUUCAUUAAUCUUAAUUUUAUUUUAUAUUCAUUUAUUUUCAUUUUAAAUACUAACACUUUUUUUAAAUCCUUUUUUAUUUCUAUAUAUAGUAUUCUGUAAUGUGGACUGUAGUAUCCUACAGCUAACUGAUAAAUCUUUGACAUUACAAUUGCCUUCCAUAUUAGAAUAUUCUCUUCUUCAGCAUGUGUGAACAUUCUCUUUGCACCAUUUGAUGAUUGUGCAUGCAUAAUUAGUUGAAUUCCUGAUGUGAAUAUCCUGAUAGCAAGUGUAAAUAACCAUUGCUUUCUCCAAAGAAAAAAAAAUAAGAAAGUAAUUCAAGUCAUUUUGUAUGGAAAGGGAAGUUUGCAACUAGUGAUGUUUUUUUAGGAUCAGUGGCCCUGCUUUUCAGAAAGACUUAAAGAAUCUAUUGUAUCUCACUAUCUCUGAAUAUCAAGGUUGUGGUCUGAUUACUGACCUCUGUUCUGUGCUGAGCAGUAUUAUCUUGGAGAACUUCUUCUUUUGGGGGGGUCUAUAUAUGCUAGCAUUAGCCAAGAAUUUGGUACUUCCCAAAGAAUCAAAAAGAAAAACAAAAAUGUUGUCCUUAUUCUUCUUCCUUAACUAACAAAGUUUUGGAAGAAUGGUUUAUGAGGUCUUUUACCUUAAAGUGAGUGGAUAACUUUAUGUAUGAAGAACUGACGAAGCAAGAUCAGAGGUAAAGAAGCAUUUAGAAAGGUAAAUUUCAAACAGAGUCCCAGAAGAUGUAAGGCCAUAGACUCAGUUGAUUAGAGGAACUCCAGGAAAGCCCUGUACUCUUUACUUACAGAUUCUUCAUUUGUAAUUGAGGUUAUCCCUUCCCUGUUUGUUUUUUUUUUUUUAAAUCUUAUGAUAUCUCUAAGAUUAAUACAGUUAAAAUGUUAUCUGAUGCAGAGGUUGGAAUUUGCCUGCCAGUGAAUGGAGAUAUUGACUUAGAGCACUGCCUGCACAGCACAAAGUUCUCUAAGUGUUAAGUCACUCCUUGGGUCAUUUCCUUCCUCACAGCUGGAGACUAAAGAGGAGGAGAUUUGAGCAAUGUUUCUCAGCCAAAUGAAGUAAACUGUGGAAUCCCUGCAAAACAUAAAUUGUCAACUGAGCAUUAUUGAUAACCAGUAUUAAGUGGAUGUGAUAGCACUGAGGUGGAACAGCAUAACUCCUUGCAAACUGAUGAAACAUAAGCCAGUGAAUGUUUUCUAGCAUCCACAAAAUACAUCAUCACUGCCAGCUCUUACACAUCCUGAUGUGAAUCACUGAAUUGCACUACCAGUCACUAAUGGUAAAAACUGUAUUCAAAAAUGUAAUCAAUGUAAGCUUCCUCUGACAAAUAGUCCCUUAGAAACUCUAUAGAAAAAAAACUAGGGAAAAAAAUUAAUGUUAUUUUAAGUCAGUGCAUUUGUUCUCAUCAAAACCCUCUUGUUUGUUUAUUAUUAUUUGCUACUGUUCCCAAAUAUCCAAAUUUCUUUAUGCCUCUAUAGAUCUCAGUUGCAUUCUGCAACAGCUUCUGACUUCCUUUCUUAUGUGACCAUCACAUGGGAAAAGCAAACUGUUUCCCAAAUUUGGAUUUAUGACAGAAAUCAGGAAGAUGGUAACUAACCAUAGACCUCUACAGAGAGGGAAGUGGCAGUGACCUAGGACCUGCACUUGAAAAAACAAAAAAGGACAAACUGUGCUUCUCCAAUGACUACUUGUAAAAAGACUUCAAAUUUCCUUCUCCUGUCAGUAUGAUAAGUAGUAUAAGAAUAACUGCAAUUUUCACUGGAAGUUAGUUUCUUCCUUCGUCCUCUCACGAGUCUGGUACUAAAGGGCAGAUGUCAUCAACUAGUGACCAGUGAUCAUGAACAGUGUGUGGUGAUAUUUUGCAAAUUUUAAAGCUUGAGCAAAGUAUUAGUGACAUAACUUAGGAAAACAAAAACCCAACAAUGAGUAUGCCCUGAUUGUAUUUCAGAGUAUGCACAUUCUUGGAGUUGUUCUGUACUUACCCUGCUGCUGUGCAUCCCUGGGGGUACGCAUGGAGAUAAUUGGAGCAGCCUGAUGAGUAGCUGAGAACAGAGCAAGCCUCUGACAGGUAGACCAGAAAUCACAGCUAUGGUUCCUCAAACUAAAUUCACUUUCCAUCCUGCCCAAGCCCACUAAACUUGUUACUUGAAUGCUUCAAAUACUGGUUCCAUUGCUGGUACAUGGAAUGAACAUCUAUCUGUACAUCACACCCUUCAGAACCAGACAGUGAAACACAGCCAGCCUGAUGAAUCACCCUGCAUUCCUAAAGGACUGUGACUUACUCGAAAUAAAAUCAAACCAAGUGAUGUAAGUUUCAACCUGCAUCACAGAUCAGUACUUAUUUUGCAGGGAACACUUGGAGCACAUUAGGACUUGACAUGUGCUGCUAUGUGUUUAGCCAUAAUUAGUAAAUCACAGUGCUUGCUUUCUUCCAGGCAAGAAAGGUAUUUUCAACAACUGCACAUCUCUGUUUCAAAGCAGACAAAAAUCAGUUUCUGUGUUGUUUCUAUCUCUGCUGGAUCCUUCAGAAAUCCUUCACUUCUAAAUUGCGACUGAAAAUGUAAUAAGUACAAUAUAUAUGGUAUUCACCUUUUGAGCUUUUCUAAUAGACUAUUGUUUCUGAUACUGUACUUUAUUAAACACUUUACUACAAGCUA